Molecule: messenger RNA, 1805 nt
Organism: Bursaphelenchus okinawaensis
Lineage: Eukaryota; Metazoa; Nematoda; Chromadorea; Rhabditida; Aphelenchoididae
Source: the annotation of a GenBank genome assembly
AUGGAGUUCAAUGCUGAUCUGUUGAACAAGAUCCUCGCGGCCAAGGUUUUACCAGAAAAGGAUGGACAGGUGAUUUGUGCCAACUUCUUUGGCUUCAAACAUGCUGGAAAGACCGUGACACGUCGUUCCGCUUUGGUGUGCCUACAUUCGGUUGGAAAGACUACUGAAACGUAAGUUUUUACUUUAUGGCUCUGAUGUUGCAGUAAAGAGAAAACUGUUGUAAGAAUCUUUAGAAGGCAGUAAUGAUUAGUAUUUUUGAUACGUUUAACGGGUAGAACUAGUUGCUUUAAUGGAAAACUAAAAAUAUCUUAAAGAUACCCUAUUUAGGACUUACAAAGUUGCAGUGAAUAACAUAAAGGAUCUUGUCUACUUGUUUACUCCAAAGGAUCUAGACGACUUGUAUGUAGAUGGAAUGUGGGAACAAACGUAUGUUUGAUUUGAACAAAAGUCUGUUUGCAACUUUUAACGACUUUUAUUCUAUAUUUACACGUAUUUAGGUAUAAUUUGUUAAAAUUGGAUCAGACUGACCAAACGCUGAAACAGCAAGAUACGCACAAAAAAGCAAAGUUGUGGAUGGUAGGAAGUUCCGUUGUGUUUCAAGACAUACACGGCGUAAUGGACGUUCUCGACGCCAAAAAAAAUCUUAUGGAAAUUGAAAGCGGUGUCUUUGACUUGUUCAACGCAAAAGUGGUUGGAAGUACGGAAACCGGCGACUUGUGGCUGCCUGACAAUACUUGCAGACAGAUCAAGGCGAACGGCGGCAAGUACGAGUUGGUCGUUUCAAAAUGCCCGAAUCCAAAAAAACUGCUCCUCUCCUUGGUAUGUUAUAGUUUCAAGUUUUCAAACCCUAACCUUUGGUAGACCAGUCUUUUAAAAUGAAAUGAUUGGGAAUCAGGGUUGGACUUUUACCAGUAAAUGGAUUUUUUUGGUAAAAGGAAUAUUUUUGAAACAAAGUUUUUGGAAAUUAUUUUUAAUUUCAAAUUUUAAUGAAACUUUUGACUUUAGGCUGCUUUGAAAGAGAAGAAUGCCAGACUAAGUAAUGCCGAAGCAAGUCCCAGCGUCUUCGCUAUCUUGUACUAUGAGUAAGUGAUCUUUUAUGUCAUCUAUUUGCUAUAUGUAACAUAUUUCAGUUGUAAUUAGUUUAAAAAACUGUUUUAAGUUAUUUUUUUAAUUAUUAAAUUUUUAAAAAUAUUUUUAAACUUUUUUUUGCUAACAUUAAAUCAAAAAAAGAGUUUUUCAGGAAAGCGCCGACCACAACUACGACGACAACAACAACUACUACUACCACUACCAUACCUGAAACUACAGAUUUAUCCGAUGUCACUACCGAAGCUACAUCCGCAUCUCUUCCGGCAAUUAUGUGGGUGUAAGUUUAAGUUUAGUUUAGGCUUUUAAGGCUUAGGUAAACGAUGUCAUUUUAUAAGUGAAACUUGUUUUAAAAUUUUUUAAAUUUGAAAAUGCAGUAUCCUACUUAAAUUUAAAGUAGGAUACGUUUAUUUUGCUUGGUUUUGCUACUUUUUCACAAUAACUUUUCAUACGCUUUCAGAGGUAUUGUUCUUGGCAUUGUUGCAUUGGUUGGUUUGAUUGCAUUGGGCGUAUUGGCAGUUUGGAAACAUAAGAAGGAGAAGAAUGCAAAAAAUGUAAAGUAUGGAAAAGCAAAAAGGGAGAUCAGGUUCAAAUCCAAGUCACAAGAGAGAGUGGAAGCAGAAGCUAAAGCCAAGAUCAUAGCCGAAGAACAAGAGGCGGCUCUGGAUAGAAUCAUCAAAGAGAAUGGCUUCCCUGUCGAGAAAACGUUCAACAUAUAA